Mugil cephalus (flathead mullet) is the source of this 2678-nucleotide messenger RNA. It is a transcript of the gene kcnq1.1, whose product is annotated as potassium voltage-gated channel, KQT-like subfamily, member 1.1. Bases 259 to 2376 code for a protein of 705 amino acids. The record is from RefSeq and is a predicted model, not a curated record. Gene Ontology annotation, molecular function: voltage-gated potassium channel activity. Gene Ontology annotation, biological process: transmembrane transport; potassium ion transport. Gene Ontology annotation, cellular component: membrane. The transcript has 18 exons. NCBI's taxonomy places the organism in Eukaryota, Metazoa, Chordata, Actinopteri, Mugiliformes, Mugilidae.
CAUAUUCAUUCAAGGCUGAGACGCGCCAUAUCCUCAGCAGCCGAGAGAGAGCCGUAAAGCUAAAUUAAAGAAACACCAUUCUGGUGAUCUAGAGCAUUAAUAACUCAAGUUUAUGCUACAGUUUCGUGCGCCUCGGUGCGAUCAGGCGCGCAACAGAAGGCGAGCGCACAUGGACGAACAUUUGUCCGUUUGAGUCAGUGACCGAAAAGUAACUGUGAAAAAGUUAAGCCGGCGACAGAAGAAUACCGGGAAGGUGCAAUGUCCAAAUUGUCAGCCCCGUUUCAGGGGAACACGCGGAGGUUUUCCGGCGUGGCACGUGGAAAGAGACCGCCGGAUUUGGAGCUGUCGGAAACAACUUUUAGUGCGCCUGAACUGGAGACACCUGUGGGCAACGACACUUUUCCCGAAAGAGGAAAAAUGCCAGAGGACCGUAACACUGCCACCAGUGUACCCCCUGUUCACCUACACCCCUACUUGUCUCAUCCCCGGAUGUCUGUGCGGAUGUCCGUGUACAGCACCGGGGUUCGUCCAGUCCUCACCCGCGCGCACAUCCAAGGACGCGUGUAUAACUUUCUGGAAAGGCCGACUGGCUGGAAAUGCUUCGUGUAUCACUUCACAGUGUUUCUUAUAGUUCUGGCCUGCCUCAUCCUCAGUGUCCUCUCCACCAUCGAUCAGUACCAGGACCUGGCCCACACAACUCUCUUCUGGGUGGAGAUCGUCCUUGUGGUGUUCUUUGGUGUGGAAUAUUUUGUCCGCCUUUGGUCAGCAGGCUGCCGCAGUAAAUAUGUUGGCAUCUGGGGCCGACUACGUUUUGCCAGGAAGCCAAUAUCUAUUAUAGAUCUGAUUGUAGUUGUUGCCUCAAUAAUUGUGCUGUUAGUGGGCUCCAAAGGCCAGGUCUUUGCCACUUCUGCGGUAAGAGGGAUUCGCUUCCUACAGAUCCUGCGAAUGCUCCACGUCGACCGGCAGGGAGGAACCUGGCGUCUCCUGGGCUCCGUUGUUUUCAUCCAUCGUCAGGAGCUGAUAACUACCUUGUACAUCGGCUUCCUGAGCCUGAUCUUCUCCUCGUAUUUUGUUUACCUGGCGGAGAAAGAUGCAGUCGACAGCAGCGGCUCGACCGAGUUUGGAAACUACGCUGAUGCUCUGUGGUGGGGAGUGGUGACAGUGACUACAAUUGGCUAUGGAGACAAAGUGCCACAGACCUGGAUUGGAAAGACAAUUGCAUCCUGUUUCUCAGUCUUCGCAAUUUCCUUCUUCGCCCUGCCUGCAGGAAUCUUGGGCUCAGGCUUCGCCCUGAAGGUGCAGCAGAAGCAAAGACAGAAACACUUUAACAGACAAAUCCCUGCAGCUGCCUGUCUCAUACAGAUGUCAUGGAGAUGCUUCGCACUGGAGAACUUUGAUUCUGCCACAUUCAAGAUGUUUUUGAGGAAGAGAUCCAGCAUGCCUGCCUCCUCUGUGUCCUCCCCCAAGCCCAAGAAAUCGGUGAAGAUAAGGAGGAAGCUGAGGAGCACUGACAAGGACAACGGUCCAACUUCCCCGACGAUUCCCACCAUCACCUAUGACUCUGUAUUCGACAGCGGGAGGGAGCUGAGUUCAGAUGUUUACAGCACCGUGGGCACAGCAGGAUUCAACACCCUGCGAGGAUGUGAUCGUGAACAGUCCUGGACAUCUUUGUCUUCUCUUCAGUUCAGCUCACCACCUCCAGUGAAGCGGAGCGCUGGCCUUUUGGAGGUCCAGUCUCCCGGCCCCCUCCAGAGGAACUGUAGCUUCGCAGACGACCUGGAGCUGGAGUCGGAGCGAGACAGCGAACUGGCUCCUGCCACCUCGGUUUCACAAUUGACAGAGUCACACCGUAAAGCAAUCAGAGUGAUCCAGAAAAUGCGUUAUUUUGUGGCCAAGAGAAAUUUUCAGCAAGCUCGCAAGCCAUAUGACGUGCGAGAUGUGAUUGAACAGUACUCCCAGGGUCACCUCAACCUCAUGGUGCGAAUCAAGGAGCUUCAGAGACGACUGGACCAGUCUUUAGGGAAGAUAACUUUGUUCCAGACGGGUACAGACCGGGCCAAAGACAAGGGCAACAACUCUAUUGGAUCCAGGCUCAACAGGAUGGAGGACAAGAUAACACGCAUGGAUCAGACUCUGAACCGUAUCUCCGAGUCCCUCACCUUUCUGCUGGACCAGAGGGAGGCUGGCGGGGGCGAAGGUGGCGGCAGGCUCAGGCCGCGGCUUGGACGAACCUGUAACGUCCUCCCGAGCCAGGACAGCCUGCCAAGCUACGACCAGCUGUCUUCAUCACCUUCAUCCUUCUCCUCCAACGCGGCCAGCUCUGUGGCCUGCCCCAACCCUCCCGCCAGCAUCGCUGCCAGUCAGGAUGACAGCUGAAACCGAACGGCCUCCAAGUUUGUCUUUUUUUUUUGUAAAACUUCAUUCCUGAUUUUUAGUUGCCUUGUUUGAGUGUUAUACUUGAAAUUUGAUCAGGUCAACGCCGACAUCACUGCCAUCUCCGCCUUGAUUGUGUAGCCAGUAAUAUUAAGAAAUUAUAGUAAUUUGUAUCAUUCAUUAAUUUGUGAAGGGGCCUUAUAAGAGUCAGAUCAAAUAAUGUUUUUCUUUUUGAUUCACUUUUGUUUGUUUUUUUAGAAAUAUUCUACAACAAUAAAAUAAAUUAACAUAAAGUCUCACUGUGA